Molecule: messenger RNA, 768 nt
Organism: Myxocyprinus asiaticus (Chinese sucker)
Lineage: Eukaryota; Metazoa; Chordata; Actinopteri; Cypriniformes; Catostomidae
Product: paraneoplastic antigen Ma1 homolog
Exons: 1
Coding region: 1-768 (255 amino acids)
Source: RefSeq, a predicted model, not a curated record
AUGGCUGACACAGUACGUACCACACUGGGUGCUGAGCUCUGUAACUGGUGUAGAGGGGAAGGAAUUAACUCUACCCAUGCCAUUUUAUUAACCAGAGUGCCAGAAGAAGCUGAUAUUUCACUCAUUGAAGAAACUCUGCAACAGAUUAAAGCGCUUGACAGAGUGCAAGUGAGAGGGAAAACGUAUAAACCUGAACUAGAUUGCAUCAUGGUGUUAUGUGAAUGCCGUGAAAGAGUAGAGUCAGACACAAUUCCUUUUGAUGUGAUUCCAGUGAGUGGAGGUGAUGCUUGGGGCAUAACAACAGCAGGUGAUGAGAGAAAUAUUCCUGAGAGUUUCUCAGAGAAAUUGUCUAAAUUAUUAAGGGAGAAAGGCAAAAUUUUGGAUGAUAUUCAUUCUCCCUUGGCCCCUAACUUAACGUCAGGAAAUAGCCCCAAGUCCAUCAUCAGAGCAGUUGGAGAACUGUUGGAAAGAACAGCAAAACCGUCCACUGAGAGCAGUGCUUACCGACAUCUUAGAACUCUCUCAGGAGUCAGCCCUACUCCUGCUGGAGAUGAGAAUCUGGAGAGUUGGAGUGAAAAAGCCAGGCUCAUGGUAGAAGAGUGUGACUGCUCCAUUAAAGAAAAGAGAAGGAAAAUUGUGGAUAGUCUUAAGGGUCCAGCUUUAGAGCUCAUUCAAGCAGUAAGAUUGACCAACCCAAAUGCAAGUCCUAUGGACUAUAUAGAGGCACUGGAGAGUGCUUUUGGAACAACUGAGUCAGGUGUCUUCUAA